UUGGAUAGGGUGUGCAGGGAUUCUAAGUUUAGAGACCAGAUCCGAAGAUUUCAGUCGCUGGGUCCGCCCUCGUACGCCACGCGUGAGGCGCGCCAGCGCUCCCGCGCGCCCCCCGCGGGCAUCCUAUACGCAUCCGCACGUCCGCACGUCGCUGCUCUCCAGUUCCGCUGUGAACCCCAACUGCCCAAGCCGAUCGACGCCGGCGUGCCUGAAACAGCGCAGACGGCGUGCUGCUCACCUGGGAGGAGCUAAGUAGCUGGCCAAGUCGAGUCGACACAGGAUCUCAUUCUCCGCCAGCUAGCCGGGGUCGCGCGCCUUGCGGGUGAGGAGGCGAGCGAGCUCACCAGCCAAGUCGAUCAUGGAGCCGCGGCCGCGCCCGGUGGCCGUCGCCGUCAACGCGCUGCUCUGCGUCCUCUCUCUCUGCGUGUCCGCGGCCGAGGCCGAGAACGUGACCACCUACGACGCCAAGAACUUCGGCGCUAAAGGCAACGGGGUCGACGACGAUACCAAGGCGCUGGUGGCGGCAUGGAAGAAAGCGUGCGGGACGCCUGGCACGGUGACGCUGGUUAUCCCGCCGGGGACCUACUACAUCGGGCCCGCGCAUUUCCACGGUCCCUGCGAGGCCCUCGCCAUCACCUUCUUCCUCCAGGGGGUGCUCAUGGCGGCAACGGAUCUGAAGCGUUUUGGCAAUGACUGGAUUGAGUUCGGGUGGGUGACAAACCUCACCGUGGUCGGCCAGAACGGCGGCGUCAUCGACGGCCAGGGCGCCGCCUCCUGGCCAUUUAACAAGUGUCCCGUCCGAAAGGACUGCAAAGUCCUUCCCACCAGUGUGAUGUUCUUGAACAACCAGAAUACGGUGGUGCGUGACAUCACGUCGGUGAACAGCAAGUUCUUCCACAUCGCGCUGCUGCACAACAACAACAUGAGGAUGAGCAACCUCCGGAUCCACGCGCCGGAAAACAGCCCCAACACGGACGGCAUCCACAUCGAGCGGAACACGGGCGUGAUCAUCUCCGACUCCCGCAUCGGCACCGGCGACGACUGCAUCUCCAUCGGCCAGGGGAACCACAAUAUAUACAUCGCCCGUGUCCACUGCGGCCCGGGCCACGGCAUGAGCGUCGGUAGCCUCGGCCGCUACGUCGGUGAGGGCGACGUCACUAGCAUCCACGUCACCGACAUGACCUUCCAGGGCACCAUGAACGGCGUCCGCAUGAAGACGUGGGAGAACUCCCCUACCAAGAGCCUCGCCGCGCGCAUACUGUUCGAGAACAUGGUGAUGAAGGACGUGCAGACCCCCAUCAUCAUCGACCAGAAGUACUGCCCUUACUACAACUGCGAGCACAGGUACGUCUCCGGGGUCACCAUCGAGGACAUCAAGUUCAAGAACAUCAAGGGGACGUCGACGUUGCCCGUGGCCGUGCUGCUCCGGUGCGGCGUGCCGUGCCGCGGCGUCGUGCUGCAGAACGUCGACCUCAUCUACAACGGAAAGGCAGGCACCUUGUCACACUGCGAGAACGCCAAUGCCACCUACGUUGGCUACCAGCACCCAGAGCCAUGCGCCUAGACGUACGGCCAAUUGGGUCUCCUUUUUCUUCUUCUCUUCUAUCUAGUUAGUUAGCGUUUUCUAGACGAUUUUGUUGUUUCUUGUUGCUUAUAUAUAGGACCAUGAAAUAAUUUUAUUUAGUUCACAAUAAGUUAGUUCUAAUACACACGAGGCUACUGGAAGAGGAUCUCUAACUUAA
Molecule: messenger RNA, 1742 nt
Organism: Triticum aestivum (bread wheat)
Lineage: Eukaryota; Viridiplantae; Streptophyta; Magnoliopsida; Poales; Poaceae
Product: exopolygalacturonase
Exons: 4
Coding region: 359-1564 (401 amino acids)
Biological process (GO): carbohydrate metabolic process
Molecular function (GO): polygalacturonase activity
Source: RefSeq, a predicted model, not a curated record